Messenger RNA from Halichondria panicea, 3339 nucleotides. RefSeq lists its product as uncharacterized. NCBI's taxonomy places the organism in Eukaryota, Metazoa, Porifera, Demospongiae, Suberitida, Halichondriidae. The record is from RefSeq and is a predicted model, not a curated record. The transcript has a single exon. Gene Ontology annotation, cellular component: nucleus. Gene Ontology annotation, molecular function: NAD+ poly-ADP-ribosyltransferase activity; RNA binding; NAD+-protein mono-ADP-ribosyltransferase activity. The coding region runs from base 1076 to 2908 and encodes 610 amino acids.
ACUCUCCCCCAAUGUCUGCUCGCGAGACUAAUCAUAUAGGUACGUAUUGGUAGCUUAAUUAGUAUGAUAAAAUUAAUAAUGGUUGAUGUAGUAUGAAAGCACAGCUCAACUAUAGAACCAACUAUACAACCAAGCAUUGACUCUGUGCAUGUCUGCUCCUAGAAGCUUUUAAAAAUGACUUACUUAGGAAAUUAUGUUAUUAUGCCUCGGUGCGCAUGCGCAAGCGAGGUAUACGGUAGUGUGUUUGUGUGUGUGUGUAGACUGCUACAGCUGCGCAAGGAUGAAUCAAGUGCAAGUAAGAGUUUCUAUAGGCUUCUAGUCAUGUUUACUUGGAUUUUAAUUCGUGGAUUUGCAAAAUAAUGCUUCGUUCUCGAGUUAUGCCUAGUUUUGCUUACUUGGAACGCCAUUGCAGCCUUUUCAGAAGAGCACGUAGCCAAACUUGUUUACCGAGUGUUGCUACUCUACUUAGUAGUUAGCCCUGCACUAGAACGCUAGCUAUUGGUAGCUGCAAGAGUGAGAAGAGUGCUGCAAGGCUCUGCUAAUGCCAUUAAUUUUAGACUUGAACUUUUGGCAUCGAUCGUUUUUAACUCCUUGAGUUUGCAUGCAGCAAAAUUAAUUGUUCAUCAUGUCAUGUGUAUAAAAGCAGCUUUUUGUUAUGUAGUUUUGGCAUCUCCACCGAGGCAUCAGCACCCGCGGUGCUUUCAUUAUUAAAAGUGGUGAUUGUCUUAGUCUAAUAUUUCUCUGUCUUGAACAGUUUGUCUUUUCCGGUAACCAAUAAUUAUGCAUGCCCUGUUAUUAUAAUGGCUGUCUAGCGAGUCUAUAAUCCUAUAAUCUUGUCCGAUUUAAAGAUGACCUUUAUACUUAAAAUAGACAUUCUGGAGUUGCUUUAUUUCACAGCCUACUGCGUGACCUUAAUUAUAAUACCAUUAUGAAUUAACUAUACAGUCAGUUGGUUCCGCCCUCCUAUGUAUUAUGGUCAUGGGACGAUGGGACGUGAAUACAAUUCGUAUUUUUUGCUGAAUCAUGCCUAAGAAGUUCAGCACAUCUAGUUCAGAGUGUUCCUGAUUUUAAGAUUAUGGCGACUCCGCCUCACUAUUCUAACUGUAGAUCUAUCAAGGUUUUGAUGUUCGAAAAUAUAAAGUCAGACGACUUGCGACAACACUUUUCUCGAUUUGGUGAUGUAUUUCGCAUUUCACAACCGUAUUUCAAUCCUCAUCAAACAACUCUCAGUCAUGGUACCUAUGUCACCUUCAAAACAAGUGAAGCAGCUUCUGCUGCAUACAGGGAUAGAAAUCAGAAAGUUGAAGGAUUUCGUAUUCAGGUGUAUAGGCACUCAGGGCCAAUAGACAGCACUCAAAUCCCUGUGCAAACCUCUCUCAUCACCCCAGAACCUAACACAGUUAAAGUUAGCAUGAUCAAUGGACAACUAAACAAGGAAGAGUUACGCCUUUUGUUUUGUCAAUACGGUGAUAUUAUAUAUCUGUAUGUUGCUACUGAUGGUGACCCACCUCACGCAUACAUCAACUUCAAUGAUCCAGACGCUGCCAAGAGAGCUAGUAUAAACUUUCACAAAGAAUCGUGUCAAGUUCAUAAUGGAGUGUCACUCCUGACACGGCUGAUGCCACCUAAAGACAGCCAAGCCACUAGGAUAAAUAGGCCAAUAACCACUCAAAUCCCUGUGCAAACCUCUCCAGACCCUAAAACCGUUAAAGUUAGUAUGAUCAAUGGACAGCUAAACAAGGAAGAGUUACGCCUUUUGUUUUGUCCAUAUGGUGAAAUUACAUCUCUGCAUAUUGUUACUGGUGGUGACCCACCUCACGCAUACGUCGAUUUCAAUGACCCAGACGCUGCCAAGAGAGCUAGCAUAAAAGUUCAUAAGCAAUCGUGUAGUAACGGAAUGUCACUCCUAACACGACUGAUGCCACCUAAGGACAGCCAAGCCACUAGGAUGACUAGGCCAAUAACCAGCACUCAAAUCCCUGUCAGUGUGCAAACCUCCCCAGAACCUAAAACCGUUAAGGUUAGCAUGUUGAAUGGGCAGCUAAACAAGGAAAAGUUAUGCCUUUUGUUUUGUCCAUAUGGUGAAAUUACAUCUCUGCAUGUUGUUACUAAUGGUGACCCACCUCACGCAUACAUCAACUUCAGUGAUCCAGAAGCUGCCAAGAGAGCUAGCAUAAACUUUCAUAAAAAAUCAUGUAAAAGAGUGUCACUGCUGACACGGCUGAUGCCACCUAAGGACAGCCAAGCCACUACGGCGACUAGGCCAAUAACCAGCACUCAAAUCCCUGUCAGUGUGCAAACCAAUGCCAAAUGCAUUCAAUAUCCCCCUACAUGGGCUUUGACCCCUAACGUUUUUAAAUCAGAAGUAUAUCGAUCAAGUGAAGAAUGGAAUGACAUUGAUUGUUUAUUUCAUGCCACAAUGCCACAGGCAACUCUUAUCUCCAUCGACAGGAUUGAAAAUAAGAAUAUCUACGACGAAUAUGCUCAUAGAAUGCAAAAAAUGCAAGAGAAGGGCAAACCUUUAAAUGAAAAAAAGUUGUUCCAUGGUAGUCUUAAAACACCACCAGUGAAGAUCUAUGAAUCGGAUGAAGGGUUUGACUUUCGGUUCUCUGAUGGUGGACUGUGGGGAAAGGGAGCGUAUUUUGCUGUAAAAGCUAGUUUUUCAAAUCAUUUCAGUUACAAAGACCAGAAUGGUCACAAACAAAUUUUUCUCGCUUCUGUUCUAACUGGUGAAACCUGCUUGAUGGACAAAGAGGACAAAUCACUUACGAUGCCACCACUUAAACCAGGCUCACACAAACGCUACGAUUCUGUCAGUGCUCAUCAUAGCGGUGGUAGUGACAUAUUCGUUGUAUACAAGCUAGACAUGGCUUACCCAACACACCUAAUCACCUAUACACUAGUGUAGUAUAUAUUAAUAUGAACACUUACUAAAAUAGAUCGAUCUUACUGUCUAAGUAAAAAGCUGUCGUACAAUAAAUUCAAGCCAUUUAUUCUCUCCUAUACCUACAAUUAAUCAUAUACAUGGGCAUUAUUAUUUUUGGUAAUCGUAUAGACUACAUGUACAGUAUAGACUUGGGGCUAAUAAAAAUUAAUGGCUAUAACUACAUUGCAAACGACUCGUGCUAUUAUAGCACGAGUUAUUUGUGAUGCAGUUAGCCAACUUGUCAAUUCCUGCUACAUGUAAAUCGUGGAACUGUGCUACUAUUAUCACUGUCUCACUCUGUUCAGGGAAGUUAUUAUGUUGAGACAUGCUCAUCAUACAAAACAGAAAGGUUGCAAUCCAGAACUGAACUGUUUAGGGUAAUUGCUUUUCAGAGGUACUCGCUAAGUGAGUUC